AUGUCCACGAUUGGCGGAUUGUCCUCGACCCCGAGUCAAGUUCCCACGACGGCUGCUGCUGACGUGAGCUUUCAACGACUGGCCGACCACCAUAAUGGUGAGUCGAGCUCACAUGGGUCUUUGAGGUCGAGGCAGAGGAGUCGGAGUAGGGAGGCUGAGGAGCAGAGGAGGAGUAGGGAGGUCGAGGAGCAGAGGAGGAGUAGGGAGGUCGAAGAUCAGAGGAGGAGUAAGGAGGAGCCGAGACGAUCUCAGGAGACGCCGCCGAGUCGAAGUCCUGCGAAGCUGCAGAAAAGUGUCGGUAGCGCACAUCGACAUAGGACGUCUGGUGGUUUUCUCCUGGACUCGGCAGCAGUCAAUGGUAGUCCGAAGGGCAAUGCUUUACCGCAUCGAGAUGGUAAGAGGAAAGCACAGAAUGGCUUCUUGCAUGUGGAGAAGAGAGGGCAGAAGAGCUCGAGAUUAUCGGGCGAUAGCUCGAUCGGCAGCUCGCCACUGUCACGUCAGAUAUCUCACGAGCAUGGUGGCAGUUCGCAAGGAAGCUCUCGGCCUCCGAGCAUGGAUCCUGCACAGCUAGUGCAGAUGGCAUUAGAAUUGAGCGAGAGUCGGCGGAGGCAGGUCAGUGGAGGUCUGCAGAUACCUCUACCUUCACCUCGGGAUCGGAGACGCGUGUCGACCCUUCGACCAUCUGGCACUGUGCGAGUACCCGUCUCACCGCAAGAUCGGACCAGCCAUGACAACAGUAACGGAGUGAAAGGUACAUCUAUUCCGUACAGCUCGAGCAGGGUCGCAUCCGGUCAAGGAGGGCCUUCAUUGGGCUACGAUGGAGUUGCUGGGGACGAGGAACCACGGAACUUCACUCCAGCUACCUUGUCUCGUGCUGAACGUGCUCGCAAGUACUUUGAGCUGGCGAGCGAGCAUCGACGACUUUUACUAACAUUACCUCCACUUAAGCCAGAUGGCGAUGCACCUGGCAAUCACACAUAUACGGCCAAGAACAGCCCUGGUAGCACUUUUCCGGAAAUCUCUCGGACAGUUUCGCGCGCCAACAACAAGCAUGAGCUUGGUCGUCAGUACAACCCUCUGCAAGCUUUGCGCAACCGUAGGCUACGAAACAGGGAGAGACAACCUUUACCUGCACCUAUCGAGACGUGGCAAGACACCGACAUAAUUAGAGCAUGGGUCGAUGAUGUUGAGACAGCUGUAGAGCAUCCCGAGUAUCGGAGUACUCCCGACCAAGUCCAGCUGCCAGAUUAUGAUGGUGACGAUGGUGGCGAGGCUGACCAGCGUGUUACUUCUCGAGGUCAUCGCAGGACCGAUACUGUUAGCUCUGUGAUCACCCGACCCGAGAAUGGCUGGAGUAUCGAACCAUGUGAAUUGCUUGCAGAUACGUACUGGACCGAGAAAGGCGACAACAAGGCUUUGGUCGAGAAUCGUCGUGGCAUCAAGCUCUUCCCAGCUCUGGUCAGAAGAAGCAUGGAUCAAGCACGAGCAAGUAGAGAGAGCGGCAGAGUCUCGAGUGAGCGACAGACUCUAGAUCUCGCGCAAGCAGACGAGAUACCUUUCUACAAGCGAGCACACAGAGGACCGCACUUCCUGCCUAGAAAGCACAAAGUACUGCCAAGAUCUGGUAGCGUCUCGUCAGUCAGCAGUGCGGAAGGACGGCAUGUACCGAACCUCAACGGCUCUCUAGAGGACGAUUUCGAUAAUAUCGGACCCCUAGAGAAGCAGAUGCAAAAGUUGAUUGCACAAGAGGCUAAGGCGCAGGCGACUAGUCCCACAUCGCCUGAGCUAUUGUCGCCAGAUCAUUGGAACUCGGAGCAUACUCCCUUCCCGAAUCAGCGAUCACGCAGGGAUACUCGCUCGCACGAACAGGAAAUAGCACCCACACAGAUCAGCCGACUGUCUGUCGACACGGCGCGCGAGCACAAGCGUGCAAAGUCUGCCGAUGGUCGUGUAGGGGCCAGUGAUGGUAGACCGUCUAUUGACCGUGGUAAUUCAUACGAGGCCCGAUCACCAACCAUAGCAGGGUUUCGAAACUCUUUAGACAUCGAUCGCUCAUUACCAGAAGAUCGGCAGAGUCUUAUAGCGAGGCAGAAGUCACGCUUGCAUCGGCUGCCUUUUAUGCGCUCGCACAGUAAAGAACGUAGUGGUACUGAACGUACCGACUUUGCUGACAGAGCCACGCUCGCGAAUGAGGGCACUGUCAAUGAGUCGAGGUUGAGUCAAGACUCGGCUCGGCCAUCUUUCGUGCAGCGACAGCGGACUGCUGAUAGCACGACUGGCAGCUUCAAGCGUCAAGGCACGGGCGAGUCUGCGGGCUCGGCCAAGGACAGCGGUUCCGUGAUGGGUCGUCUACUGAAAGGAGGGCGGGUGGGCGAUUUGAUGCGCACGGAGAGCUCGCGCAUCAGUGACCGCUUUCGUAGCAAAGACCGUGUUGAUGACUUGUCACCACACUCCGAACGUUCAGACAGUGGCACGGACGAAGAGGCGGAAUUGCCGGCGAACUAUACUGGUGACCCGAGUCCGCGUACUUCACUGGAUGUGUCAAGAGCGAAGGGAAAGUACCACUUACCGAACUUGCCAUCCUUCAAGUCCCCGGCUGCUCGAGGUAGUAUAGCGGGUUCGAUCUCAAACGAUAGUGACCCGAUUACUCGUCAACAGCAAGCGCAACGAGAUGCUGCAAAGCCAUCGAGGUUCAACCACCUGCCACGAAUCAACCUGCCUGCUGACGACGGCUCUGCUAUAAAUCUCUCCGUGCAAGACCUGGAAAAUGAUCGCCGGAAGAGCUAUGGCUUCCUUGGCCAGGGCUCGGGCCCGUCGUCACGUAUCACGUUUGGGCCUGUUGAGGAAAAUGCGUCCGGGCAUUCUACGCCCGGCCAGCACAGAUUACACACGCAACGUGGGCGACACUGGAGUAUCUCUGAUCAACGCAUGCCGGAGAAGCUGUCUACGAAAGUCACGAUGCGGGACGUGGCUCGCGCGAAAGCUCUGUUAUUGUCUUCCGGCGUCAAAGCAAGGGAGAUACAGCGCCGCGCGGACCUGCCGCGUGACGAGUCGUUGUCGCUCUAUACCGACAUCCAGAAGUUAGUCGGCAAGGAAAUCGGCCCUGUGUCGAGACGAGAAGAGCAUCUCGUUGUCUCACGUAUGCUGGCCGAUCACCUCACAAGCAGCUUGGCAGACAUCGAGAACGCUCUGGGUCUCUUCCAGCAGGACCCGACUAAACGCCUGGGCGAACAAAUCAAUGCACUCGGCCGGAAAGCGGGCGACGAGCUCGCCACAGUCGUGCACGAUACCUCGGACGAUGCAGAUGCUUUCAUCAUCGAACUUACUACCAAGGCACCGCAGGACGUCAAACGUGUAGAUGAUGCAGUGGACGAUAUAUUACGGCAGCGCCGACGACAGUUCCGCUUGCUCAGGAAGACGGGCUUUAAGCUUCUGGAGUGGUUGGUGCUGGGUAUUAUGUGGUGGGUUUGGUUCUUGGUUGUUUUAUUCAAUACUGGCAAGAGGAUUGUGCUGGCGAGCUUUGCGCUGGUCAGGUGGUUGCUUUGGUUCUAG
Messenger RNA from Recurvomyces mirabilis, 3552 nucleotides. RefSeq lists its product as uncharacterized. The transcript has a single exon. NCBI's taxonomy places the organism in Eukaryota, Fungi, Ascomycota, Dothideomycetes, Mycosphaerellales, Teratosphaeriaceae. The record is from RefSeq and is a predicted model, not a curated record. The coding region runs from base 1 to 3552 and encodes 1183 amino acids.